GCCCAUGUUAGCGCUACAGGCUGUGAGGAAAGAGAUAUGGUACUAGAGUGCAUGUUAAGGGCGAUAAGCUUUCUUUUUUUUUCCUGUUCGGCGUGCCCCGGGGAAGAGUUACGGUAGAGUCGACACACGUCUGUUGCAAGGAUAAGUGUUAAUCGCGCAGACCUAAAGGAAGAAAAAACAAAAAAAACAAAGACAAAACGCAGAAUACAUACCCAUCUCGGAUUUCAGUUUCAGAUUUGCCGUCUGCAAAAUGAGGCGACAAAAAACGAGUGUGUUGUUAAGCUGCGGUCUAAGGCUACUGUAACAUACGCGAGCAACUUUUGCAGUUUCUCUCGUAGCAACCGUACGCAAUCGGCCUCGAACUAUCCUGCAAUAUUAUUAUAUAAAAGGUAUUUAAAUACACACCGUUAAAUACGAAUUUCUUCUGAAAAUGGCAUCGUAUCUCAACGUUCUGCUAGUCACGGCAAACGUUGGCUCCUUAUUUGAUAACCUGGGAGAGAUCGAGAGGGACUGGCUUCGAGAGUUUUAUAAGACGGUCCACAGGCACCAGCCACGGUUCAUAGCCCUGCACUGCCAGGAGGUUGGGGGGAAGGACUACGAGCUGAACAUGGACCACGUGGAAAUGUUCUUCAGAAACAUCUUGUUCAGCGAGGAAAUGAAGGAUUUUGACAGAGCCUGCGUGUACGUCGACAAGGACUUCAAAAUCAAAAACAACUUCACCGCACUGGGGAGCAUGUAUUUUAUUCACAAAUCUCUGAAGCAGAUCUACCACUACGAUUUUAAAGUGAAAGAAUUUAAAGCAGUUUCUGGAAGAAACAUCCAUCUGGGCUCCCUAGACAGCGCCGCCACACUCGAAAAAGAAAGGUUCUCAAAGAAUUUCUGGCCGGAUGUAGGUUUCAAGUGGUCCCGGAAAGGCUACAUGAGGACACGAUGGAUAAUUCACAACCGUGGCUUUGACCUUGUGAAUGUCCACCUGUUCCACGAUGCUUCCAAUAUCGUGGCUUGCAGAACCAGCCCCUCGGUUUACUCGGGGAACAGAGAGAAAGCCUUCAGAUACAUAAUCAACAGGUUGUCUGAUAACAGGUAUACGCCUCUCCCAUUCUUCAUGUUUGGAGAUUUCAACUUUCGGUUAGACACGCGGAGUCUUGUACAGGCACUGUGCAGCUCAGCAGAGAUCAAAACUGUAAAGAAAGGAACGAACAACGAAGAAGAAAAGAUGAUCUACAAGGAGAAAGACAGCGACCACAAGCUGGUCCUUCGCAUCGAGAAGAAAGUGUUUGAGUACCAGCAUCAGGCCGCCUUCAGAGAGGAGAACGGCAAAGCUUUUCUGAAGUAUGAUAAGGAGAUUGACCGCUACAAUGAUGUUGUUGGCGAGGAAGAGAUUCAGUUUCCUCCCAGCUACCCAUACAGCGAAGACUACUCUCAGCCCACCCAGUUCAUGAACACGAGGUGCCCGGCCUGGUGUGACCGCGUGCUCCUGUCCCACUCCGCCAGGCACAUCAUCCACAGGGGAGAGGAAGGGGAGAGUGGUGUAAUCUAUGACACCUUGGGCUCGAAUGUAUGCAUGGGGGACCACAAGCCCGUUUUCAUGUUCUUUGGAUUAAAGACCAACGGACAUUGAGACCAAGCCUGGAGCUUUCUAAGAGCUGAACUCCUUGCUUCACAGGAACACCAGCAGCUGUUUAAACAAGACAUUUACUAGAGGGAGGGCAAAACGGGGAGGGGGUGGGGGGAGAAGAACUGAUCCCAAGACCUGCUGGAUAUACUGAAGUCCUGCAAGCUUUACACACCAGCAAUUCACUGUGCCAGCACUGUCUGAAUACGACGGGCAGUUGAUUUUAAUUAUUUUUUUUUUUUAAACAAAUGCAUGCACACAAGAUGCGGUGCAUAUGAGUUUUGAUAUUUUUAAUGUAAUACUAAGAACGCUAAAGGAGAUGAAACCACAGUUCUGUUGCUGCUAUGAAUAUUAAGCACCAGGGUUCUGUCAAGUACCGGUAGCUGCUUACUUUAAAUCUGUAACUAAAUAAAUACUAGAUUUAGUUUUAUCUGUAUAACUACACAAGCACUGUAAUGACAGUGAAAGUUUAGUGUGUUCAAACUUAGACUGCAGCCACUUGCAAUGUUUGACUCAAACAGGAUAAUACUAAGCUCCAAACAGCAGCUUUUCAUUUCUGAUGAAUAUACUCUCUAGUUUUUUUUAAUACAUGUAUUUAGUGAUUUACACUGUGUUAGAUUGUAUAAGUGUGCUGUGAAGCUAAGGGCGGUCAUGAUCCAAGUUGUUCAUCUGCAAAUUCGUUCUUAACCCUUUAGUGCUUGGUGCACGCAGUUGUCUUGGAACGUACAGAUUGAAUUUUUAAAUGUUUGGUUUUACCAGAGGGCCUCUCCCAUAGGCUAGUGACUCCUCUCAUCUCGUCACCCGAAAAGCUCCUCUGUGUCAGGGGCCACACAAUAAAAGACUGGAGGGGCCCCAAAAGGACCAAAGGAGGUGAAAAAGCACUGAUCUAGAUAAAGCGUUAAUAACCAAAACACUACAUUUAUAUGUUAUUAUUAUUAUUAUUAUUAUUAUUAUUAUUGUAUUUUAUUUCUGAUUGUAUCUGUUUACAAAUGGGGUAUAAGGAAAGGUAGCCUUUUUUUUGUGAAUUCUUUUUUCAGAUUCGUUUUCAAGUUUGAAGUGAACAAACUCGAUAUGCUGUAGUUUCACACAUCACACAUCUAGACAGGUUUAGGUGAGGUAUUCAUCCUCUAAGGUACAAGGGGAAUAUGUGUCCUAAAAAUAAAUUCUUCCUUUUGCAAUGAGGGGCAUGAAACAUGGGUUUAAAUUAUAGUGACCGGUUGGGUCUGGUCAUCCAAAUUGUCAUUUUCCUCCUCGUGAUAAUUGGGAGUUGCUCUCAAAUGUAUUUUAAGAAGUUUGAACAAACCGCUCAAUUUCCUGUGUACCUUAAAGGGUUAAAUCUGUUAAUCUCGGCAACAUUAGAGGCCUUCAUCAGAUCAUAUUUGGGUGGUGUUUGGUGGUUGGGCCACUCUUAAGUCAACUUCAAUGGCGAUGUGGUGGGAUCUAUUUGAGUUCUAGAACAACUUAAUUCUGUAUUCUAAAUCCAUUGUGAUGUCAUUGCUGGGAUUGCCCUAUAAAUGGUUCAGCUGGGUUGCCUAUUCUGAGAUUGUAAAGCUAUACAGCAUUCCCAUGUGCCUUGUUGCCACAGAAAUACAUACUGAAAAUGAAUAAUACCUUUCACAAUAAGCUGAUGAUAAUGCUGUGUUUAGUGAACUAUAUACUGUUCUAAAUACAAGUUGUUUUUAGCAUUUCAAAUGUAGCACUGUGGAGUGUUUUUAUAGUUAUUUUAUUGGUAUAAUAUAUACUUUACGUACAAUAUAUAUAAAGCAUUUUUAAAAAGGUUUCCUCUGUGAUGCAAGACAUUUUAAACUUUCUUUUAAAAAACAUUUUCUUCCUUUGUACAGAGCGCAGGUUUUACUAUUGGGGGUAGAGUCUGAAUGAAUCUUACUUUAUAAUCAAUUACAGGGUGCUGCUGUACUACUAUAUCCAAAAGGACGGCAGUAGUGUAGUUGGUGGUGUUGUUUUUAAAGAGGCAGAAAACUAUUUGCUGAGAUCUUCAAAAAUGACUUGCAUCACAAGCAUUAAAAAGUGAGUCUACUGCAGAACAAUAACGGUUAACCAGGCAGGGAAUUUACAGCAAUAAAAGCGCAUGAAAUGAUUUUAAUGAUUUCGUUCCCAUAACUGGGAACCUGCCUUUGAACACAGCGAUCCCAGACGAGCCAGUUCAGGCACUGGCAGUCUGGGCACUGUUUUAAUGACUUCGCCAGCGACAGAUCGGAACGCCUCUGCCCUGGAAUGUAUAAAGCUGCUGUUUUACACACUUUGUUCAGCUGUGUUUGGUUUUAAAAAAAAAUAAAAAAUUUAACACCAGCAGAAUUAAUACAGAGUUAAAGGGUGCUGGUAUUUUAGAUUAUUAAAGUUACCACCUGCCUCGAGCAACUUCUUUUUAUACCUGAAGUACAGGUAAAUGAGUUUUAUUUCAAGGAAUGCUUGGUAAAUUUAAAGUUAUCAAUCAUUUUAAACUAAAAUCAGGAGGCUGUGUGGUCCAGUGGUUAAAGAAAAGGGCUUGUAAUCAGGAUGUCCUCGAUUCAAAUCCCACCUCAGCCACUGACUCAUUGUGUGACCCUGAGCAAGUCACUUAACCUCCUUGUGCUCCGUCUUUCGGGUGAGACGUAAUUGUAAGUGACUCUGCAGCUGAUGCAUAGUUCACACACCCUAGUCUCUGUAAAUCACCUUGGAUAAAGGCGUCUGCUAAAUAAACAAAUAAUUAUAUAAUAAUUAUAUAUAUAUAUAUAUAUAUAUAUAUAUAUAUAUAUAUAUAUAUAUAUAUAUAAACUAAAAUGUCACUACAAACCUGAAAUGUAUCUGUUGUACAUAAUAUACUUGACAAAAAAUGUUUGAGAUACUGACUUUAUUUCAUGUUAAUCGGUGAUCUAGCAAUGCUAUAUUAAUAACUGAUUAUAGUAGAAGGUAUUCACAGUAUCUCAAACUUUUUUUUUUCUCUCUCACUAAAAUGAUUUAAGUGCUUGUUACAGAAACUGAGAUUAUUGGAUAGUGAUCAUGUGGUUGAUGUUGUUGGUUUGUAUUCAUGGACACCGAUGUACCAGUCUGUGCUGAAGUGUGUAAUGACCCUUUUAGAAUAAUGUAUGCUUAUAUAAAGUCAUUUAAAGUCAAGUUUUCAAAGUGUAAUUGCAUGCUUUUAUGCAGAUAUAUUUGUAUGUAUAGCUCGAGGCAUUUUUGUUCAUCAUAACGCACACUGAAAUGCACUGCAAUUAGUCACACAGAGGAGAAUAAUGUUGUAUAUUUAUAUCAAAUAAAAUCUAUGCAAAUCUGG
This is a messenger RNA of Acipenser ruthenus (sterlet), 4886 nucleotides long. RefSeq names its product inositol polyphosphate-5-phosphatase A-like. Gene Ontology annotation, molecular function: inositol-polyphosphate 5-phosphatase activity. The transcript is spliced from 16 exons. Bases 431 to 1621 code for a protein of 396 amino acids. The record is from RefSeq and is a predicted model, not a curated record. NCBI's taxonomy places the organism in Eukaryota, Metazoa, Chordata, Actinopteri, Acipenseriformes, Acipenseridae. Gene Ontology annotation, biological process: phosphatidylinositol dephosphorylation.